AUGACGAACAAACAAAUAUUAUCAUUUAAAAAAAAUCCAAAUUUAUGUGAAACAUCUACUGAAUAUCCUUCAUUAGGACGAUCUUUAGCUCCUCGUCAUCUAUGUACAUGUGUAAAACCGAAAAUUUCUGAAACAAUUCAUGUUGAAAAAUUAUCGAACAAGGAAGAUGUAAGUCAACAUCAUGAUCAACAUGAACAAAAUUCGAAAGAAAAUUCAAAAAAUGCUAGAGAACAAACAGAAUUAAUUAAAUUAUUUCAAUAUAAACAACAAGACGAACUUAAUGAUAAAUUAUAUAAAAAAUAUCGAUAUCCAUUAAGAAGAGCAAAGGGUAAUGAUGAUGAUGAUGAAGAAAAAGACAAUACAAAUUAA
Rotaria sordida is the source of this 369-nucleotide messenger RNA. Lineage: Eukaryota; Metazoa; Rotifera; Eurotatoria; Philodinida; Philodinidae. The record is from the annotation of a GenBank genome assembly.